AACUCCACAAACACUGAUACCGAGUACAAAAUCAUUAUUUUAGAGUUUAGACGUUGCUCGAAUCCACGACGACCGUAAAGUAUAAAAUAAUGCGUUCCGUGAAAUUCUAUCGUCGAAACUUCACAUAAACACGACGUGGUCGUCGUCGUCACCGCCGCCUCGUUUAUACCGCACACUGCGCACGCCAUCAGACUGUACACGGCGUGCGCGCGGUUGUUUUAUUAUUUUAAUUUUUUUUUCUUACUGUAAUUUUUUCUCGGGAGCAAUCAUGUGAAAAUCGAUUAGGCACAUUUAGUCUCGCGAUACGGCCCGUCGUCGUCCGGCCCGAACCGAAAACGCCGCAUGCGACACGAUCGUGCUCGAAUCGUUCCUAGAAAAUUCGACGGCGACGGCCGGCACUGAAUAAUAUUUUAUCGCGAUCAACGUCGUCGUAUUAACGUACGUUCGGUACGCGCAAUGCAAUAUGGUAUAUCGUCAUGUGACAUCCGUAGUACGUCUCGAACCGCGUAGUAUACUUUAUUUGCCGUUUGCUGUAAUGACAAAUGGACGUCAUGUUCCUCAUCGUCAUAAUCGUAUUGUUGACGGUCGCAGUGAUACUGUUUGCCGUUUCCAAAAAGUAUGUGGUGGAGAAGCUGAAACAAGAAACAAACACGGACUUCCAGAAGCUCCAGAGGCGUUACUUGAUCGUGUACUGUUUGGCGUGUUUUGCCGAUUGGCUUCAAGGCCCAUACGUCUAUAAAUUGUACAAGCAGUACGGUUACAAUGAAGGAGAAAUAGCCGUCCUUUUCAUUACCGGCACAAUAUCCAACAGUUUAUUUGGCACAAUUACAGGAGCGUUGGCUGAUAUUUACGGCCGUAAAAUACUUUGCAUUUCUUACGGUAUAUUGUAUUCAGGGUGUUGUGUGACAAAAAUGUUUGGCAACUUUCAAUUAUUGCUGGUUGGACGUAUGUUGGGAGGUAUAAGCACGUCUAUUCUGUAUUCGGCGUUUGACUCAUGGUACAUCAACGAGCAUGUCAAUUAUUACAAAUUGCCAGAAGAGUGGUUGAAUAAUACGUUUGCCAAAGCAACUUUUUUUAAUGCUACACUUGCCAUACUAGCUGGAUUGUUGUCAUUAUUCUUGGUUAGCGUGUUAGAAUUUGGACCUGUUGCGCCUUUUGUAACGGCUAUUCCAUUUCUCAUGACUUCUAGCAUAUAUGUUAUGUCUGUGAUAAAUGAACACUAUGUUCGCAACACAAAAUCAGCUUCAGCGUCAGUAAAGAAAGCUAUUAUUCUGUGGAUGACAAAUAAAAAUAUCUUUACCCUCAGCGUUGUUCAGUCCUUAUACGAAGGUGUCAUGUACUUAUUCAUAUUUAUUUGGACCCCUACGUUUGAUGUGUUAAAAGACUCAAAACCCCCAUUGGGGCUAGUAUUUUCAAGUUUUAUGUUAGCUCUUAUGAUAGGUUCAAAAAUUUAUUCAAUACUAUUGGGAAAUAGUUUUCUAGAUUCAAAAAAACAAUUGCAACUGGCUACAUUUGUAGCAACCUUUUCGUUUUUAAUGUGUUCCUUGGCCAUAUCAAACAUAUUUUUUGAUUACAGUGGCCAACAAAAAUAUUAUAAAGUAAUGACUUGUUACUUUUUUUUCUUAUUGUUUGAAAUUUCUAUUGGUAUUUACUUUCCAUCCAUGACGUAUUUAAAGAGUCAAGUAAUACCGGAAAAGAUUAGAGUUACCAUAUCAAAUGUAAUUAAAAUACCUAGUAAUGUUUUCAUCUGUUUGGCACUAUUAUGGAUAUAUUUUAAAGAACCAAAUGAAAAAAAUUUGAUAAAAAUCCAAGAAGAUCAAGAACCUAAUGUUGAUUUCAUUUUAACAAUUUUUGUGGUAUGUUUUAUCGCUACACUCGUUACAUUUAUAUUUUCUAAAAUAUUUUCCAAGUUCCACAGUGAAACUUAUAAAGACAUAAUUAAACGUCAUGAAAUUGAAGUGUAAAUGUGUUCAUGAUAAAAUUAUUCAUAUAAUAUAUGCCAUGUAUACCUUACUAGGUACAGAUUAUUAAUUUUACAGUGAAUUAAUUUAAUAUAAGUUUUUA
Molecule: messenger RNA, 2064 nt
Organism: Rhopalosiphum maidis (corn leaf aphid)
Lineage: Eukaryota; Metazoa; Arthropoda; Insecta; Hemiptera; Aphididae
Product: molybdate-anion transporter-like
Exons: 2
Coding region: 543-1964 (473 amino acids)
Biological process (GO): molybdate ion transport
Cellular component (GO): membrane
Molecular function (GO): molybdate ion transmembrane transporter activity
Source: RefSeq, a predicted model, not a curated record